AUGCCCAACCAAAACAAACCCACACAUAUGUACCUUUCAACACCACUGGAUGACAUCACACCUCAUAUCCUUCACCUUUGGAAGGCUCGGCAGAUCAUCCAGGAAUUACAAAAGCACAUUGACACAACUCACUAUGGUAUUGGCCUUACAACACUUCUCAAAGUUCGAAAGACCAUGGGUCACACGGUCGAAACCAUUCGCAAUGCUAUGAUUGACUUACACGCCACAUACCCAAAUGCUGGAGCACGCGAAAUAGUAAGCUUGCUAUAUCAUGAAAGGGAAAUGAGUGUUGCCAGGAGGGUCAUGACAGAGUACUUUGCUUUAUAUGAACCGGAACUGGUUCAUCAGAGGAAGGCCUGUUGCCUUCAAAGGAGACACUUCUGGGCAGCAGGUGUGAAUGAUUUAUUUGCAGUCGAUCAGCACAAUAAGUGGCUUCAGUUUGGUCUCGGUUUGCACACUGGCAUCGAGCCUUUCUCAGGUCGAAUAAUGUGGAUCCAGGUCUGGCAUUCUAACCGGAAUCCACAGCUUAUUCUGAGUUACUACCUCGACACGAUCGAGGCUCUUGGACAUAUGCUGAUGGUUACUCAGAGUGACCCAGGGUCCGAAAAUUAUGGCAUUGCAAAUGCCCAUACUAUGCUGCGACAGUGGUACGACACAGCCUUACAUGGUACGCUCCAACAUCGUUGGAUGCGAAUAAAGAAGAAUGUCAUGCCAGAGAUGGCAUGUCUUCUAGAUUAUGGGGUCAAUUCUGGUUGGUACGAUUCAAAUAAUACCCUUCAAGUGAUGGUUUUCUGUUGGGUUUUUAUACCAUGGCUUCAGCAGGAGCUGAAUGCAUACCAGGACCGUGUUAACAAUACUGCCAAGCGGCGUGACCGCAAUAAAAUUCUUCCUCAUGGAGUACCCAACCUCAUCUACCAUUCAGCUGAAGACUUUGGCGCCUUGGAUUUCAAGAUUAAAAUCGAACAUGAGGCCCUAGAUCAUGUCCGAAGCCUUUACAUCAAGUCUUCUCAUUCUGUAUUUGACCUGGUUCCAGAGGCUUUCGGAAAAUGCAUCCAACAUUGUUACGACGAUCUCAGCUGCCCAGCUGUCACACAGCAAUCAGCCUGGGACAUAUAUCAGCUCUUACUAGAUGCCCUCUGGGUGGCCGAUGCAUUACCAAACCAAAUUCAGCUGUUGGGCAGUGAAGACGAAGAUUCCAUUGCACUUUUAGAAAACUAUGAAGACUUACCUUCUCAUGAGGAGGCCAAUGGUGCCUAUUACAUGGGUGGUGUGGGUGGAGGCCUUGGCCUUGGUUCGUCGUCUCUGAUUCUGACAGUGCAAACACUAAUUUAG
Suillus bovinus is the source of this 1332-nucleotide messenger RNA. RefSeq lists its product as uncharacterized. The transcript is spliced from 10 exons. Lineage: Eukaryota; Fungi; Basidiomycota; Agaricomycetes; Boletales; Suillaceae. Bases 1 to 1332 code for a protein of 443 amino acids. The record is from RefSeq and is a predicted model, not a curated record.